UAUGGUCUCGUGCUUCCUACCUGGAAGGUGGGCCAGCGAUUAGUACCAGCUAAGAUACAGGCUCAGGUGUGGCCACCGGCCAGGUUGACCAUGGCCCUUUCUGUGGAGACGGAGUCGCACAUCUACCGAGCUCUACGCACUGCCUCUGGGGCGGCUGCCCACCUUGUGGCCCUGGGCUUUACCAUCUUUAUAGCCGUGCUUGCCAGGCCUGGCUCCAGCCUGUUCUCCUGGCACCCCGUGCUUAUGUCUCUGGCUUUCUCCUUCCUGAUGACCGAGGCACUGCUGGUGUUCUCUCCUGAGAGUUCGCUGCUGCGCUCCCUCUCCCGGAAGGGCCGAGCCCGCUGCCACUGGGUGCUGCAACUGCUGGCGCUGCUCUGUGCACUGCUGGGCCUCGGCCUUGUCAUCCUCCACAAAGAGCAGCUUGGCAAGGCCCACCUGGCCACCCGGCAUGGACAGGCAGGGCUGCUGGCUGUGCUGUGGGCGGGGCUGCAGUGCUCAGGCGGGGUGGGGCUGCUCUACCCCAAGCUGCUGCCCCGAUGGCCCCUGGCGAAGCUCAAGCUGUACCAUGCCACUUCUGGGCUGGUGGGCUACCUGCUGGGGAGUACCAGCCUCCUGCUGGGCAUGUGCUCACUCUGGUUCACUGCUGCUGUCACUGGGGUGGCCUGGUACCUGGCUGCGCUAUGCCCUGUCCUCACCAGCUUGGUCAUCAUGAACCAGGUGAGCAACGCCUACCUAUACCGCAAGAGGAUGCAACCGUGAGCUCGUGCCAGCCUGGCGGAAGCCUGGAUCUGCCUCAGUGUGGGAGUCAGGGCUGUGGACGUCCUGUCGCUCAGCUGGUGGGACUGGGGGCACCCAGGGCACUGGACCAGUGCUGGCUAGGAGGAGCCGUGUGUGUGCACUCUGUCUCCUCAGCUGCCCUCAUGCUGCGUAGCUCUCCUCCUUCAAUCGCCCUCAUCUCCGAGGAGCACAUGGAUGAUGUACCUGGAUGAACUUGGGCUGCAAGACGGCCUCCAGCGGUACAGCUUAUAGCUGCACUGCAAUGUCCAGAACUUAUAGGAGAGAAAAUAAAUAAAAGACUGAAAAGACUGA
Messenger RNA from Tupaia belangeri chinensis (Chinese tree shrew), 1089 nucleotides. RefSeq names its product cytochrome b561 family member D2 (gene CYB561D2). The transcript has 4 exons. The coding region runs from base 91 to 759 and encodes 222 amino acids. The record is from RefSeq and is a predicted model, not a curated record. Lineage: Eukaryota; Metazoa; Chordata; Mammalia; Scandentia; Tupaiidae. Gene Ontology annotation, molecular function: transmembrane monodehydroascorbate reductase activity. Gene Ontology annotation, cellular component: endoplasmic reticulum.